Messenger RNA from Knipowitschia caucasica, 1368 nucleotides. NCBI's taxonomy places the organism in Eukaryota, Metazoa, Chordata, Actinopteri, Gobiiformes, Gobiidae. The record is from the annotation of a GenBank genome assembly.
AUGCUUCAAAGCCUUGUUGUGCUCUUUGCUGCCUUUCUGUUUGACACAAGAAUUUGUCAUGCAGCGGAAGCAGAGCUGAGAAUCACCACAAUAAUGCAAGAGCCCUACACCAUGUCAAAAGGCCUAGAGCUGGAGGGGUUCUGCAUGGACUUGCUUCGUGAAGUGGCCAAAAAAGUGGGCUUCAAAUACAAAGUUCAGCUGGUAAAGGAUGGCUCCUAUGGCAGAGUGGACGAGAGCGGGCACUGGAACGGGAUGAUUGGAGAAGUUGUCAGAGGGGAGGCGGACCUGGCCUUUGCUCCUCUCACUCUCACAGCAGCUCGGGAGAAGGCUGUAGGGAUGACCAAACCUUUCAUGCAGACGGGAAUCAGCAUCCUGCUCCGUAGAGACAGCUCAGAACACCAGAGCUCCUUCAGCUUCCUCUCCCCCUUCAACACUCAGACAUGGAUCAGCCUGUUAGUGGCCCUUCUCGGAACUGCAGCGUGCAUGUAUCUACUCGCACGGUUGAGUCCAUGUGAAAGUGAGAACAAGUUCAGCGUUGUGCAAAGUGUGUGGUACACAGUUGGAAGUUUGACUUUACAAGGUGCUGGUCCUCAUCCUAAAUCUCUCUCUGGUCGUGUGGUCUGCUGCUCUUGGUGGAUAUUUACAUUGUUCCUUUUGGCUCAUUAUUUUACAAUCCUGAGCUCCUCCAACUCCUCACAGUCUUCUUCAGUCACAGUGAAAGGAUUUGAAGAUCUGGCCGAUCAGGGAACGAUGGAGUAUGGGUGCCUGGCGGGAUCAUCCACUCUUGCUUUCUUCAAGAAUUCCAAUAGCAUGGUCCAUCGAAGGAUUUACGAGCACAUGGAGAGGAGUAAGAGCUUUGUCACGUCCAUGGACGAGGGGGUGCGCAGGGCCAAAGAGGGAAACUUCGCCUUCAUCGGGGAGUCCGUGUCCCUGGACUUGGCUGUGGCUCGUCACUGUGAUCUGGUCCGCACUCACGAGGUCAUCGGGAUGAGAGGAUACAGCAUUGCAACACCCAUUGGUUCUCCUCUCAUUAAGAACCUGAGUGUGGCCAUUCUGCAGCUGAGUGAGGCAGGGGAGCUGGCCUAUCUGCGCAACAAGUGGUGGGCCAGCCACUGCUUGGACCAGGACCACAGUGGGACCACACAGGGGCCUUCCCACGGACUUAAGGGGCUGUUCCUGCUCCUGUCCCUGGGUUUAGGCCUGGGGCUCCUCCUGGCGGUACUGGAGCUCAUCAGCUACUGCCGAACCAGAGCAGCAGAACAGAAGAAACCGUGUUGCUCUGUGCUGAUCGAACAGCUACGUCUGCGCUUCAAGACCAACAAAGCAAGACCGCAGGAAACAGAUGAAAAUAAUAAGGACAAAGCAUAA